AUGAUGUCACAACUUUUUGUCUUUCUCUCUUUUGCGUUUCUUACAUCGGCAGCUCCCAUAUUUAAUUCAGGAAUCACUAAAAAUAUUUCAUUAAACACUACUAGUAGUAGUAAUGAACUUCAAAACCAAAAACCAUCUAUAGUCAACGGUAAAUUUCCACAAAGGCAAAGAAAGGAGCCGUAUUAUGUUUUGUGGUUAUCAGCAUCAGCGCAGCAGACCGAUGGAAUUACCGAUGGUAUCCAACCAAUCUCAUCAAUUGGUCAAGAAACUGAUACCACGAAUAGUCUUUGGUCAUCUGUAUCAGUGCAACAGACAGGUAGAACUAGCAAUGAUACUCAACCAACACCAUAUGUAGUUCAAGCAAUUGAUACUAACAAUAGCCUAUCGUUACCCACAUCAGUCCAACAGACAAGUGGAACUAACAGUGAUACUCAACCAACACCAUUUGUAGUUCAAGGAACUGAUAAUAACAAUAGUCCAUCGUUAUCAACACUAGCGCAACAGAUGGGUGAAAGUAACAAUGAUAUACAGUUAACUCCAUUAGUAGAUGUAGGAACUGACACUAACAAUAGUUCGUGGUCAUCUCCACCAGUCCAACAAACAGGUGGACUCAUCACUGAUACUCGACCAACGCCACUUGUCGUUCAAGGAACUGAUACCACAAAUAGUCCUUUGCUACCUGUAUCAGUCCAGCAGACAAGUGAAGCUAACAGUGAUAUUCAGCCAACAUCCAUUGUAGUUCAAGAAACUAAUGCCAACAAUAGUCUAUCAAAAGGUCAAGGAAACGAAAGCAAUAAAACUUCAGAAGUAACGGAACCAGUAUCGGAAAAUAUAUCUUUUUACAAUGAAACUUCUCAAGAAAAUGCGUCUGGUAGUACAUCAAAAUUGGAAGACAGAAAUUCAUUUUCUGGUGGUAGAACAUGA
Messenger RNA from Rotaria sp. Silwood2, 924 nucleotides. NCBI's taxonomy places the organism in Eukaryota, Metazoa, Rotifera, Eurotatoria, Philodinida, Philodinidae. The record is from the annotation of a GenBank genome assembly.